Molecule: messenger RNA, 2622 nt
Organism: Impatiens glandulifera
Lineage: Eukaryota; Viridiplantae; Streptophyta; Magnoliopsida; Ericales; Balsaminaceae
Product: LEAF RUST 10 DISEASE-RESISTANCE LOCUS RECEPTOR-LIKE PROTEIN KINASE-like 1.2
Exons: 4
Coding region: 465-2501 (678 amino acids)
Biological process (GO): protein phosphorylation
Molecular function (GO): polysaccharide binding; ATP binding; protein kinase activity
Source: RefSeq, a predicted model, not a curated record
UUUUUUUUUUCUUUCAACAUUUGCAUGCCAAACACCAUGCUGAUGAUAAUAUCGGUCAUAUUGCACCUAUCUCAAAGGUGGAGAAUUAAUAGUGGCUCAAUAAUGUCAAAAUCAACCAGCCCACCCAAUUAUUGGAAGUAAUAACAUAUUCUUUGUUCACAUCCAUUGAGGGACCCAGUCAAGUAUACAUAGACAUCCGCAGCCCUAUUUAUGUAUUCUCCAUUUUCACAUUGCCUAUAGAGAAAGCAAAAUGACAAAGUCAACAAGGAAAAAACUGUUUGUUUGUGACAAUUUCAACUUUGCAGAAACACACACUGUCCAUACACUGUUUCCCUUCUUCUUUACAAUAAUUCCAAGUCAAGUUACAUUUUAAAAUAGGGAGAGUAGACUAAUUACACAUUCCUAGAACCCCCACAUCCCCAUUACUAAAACUAAACUAAACUAAACCAUCAAAGCAUCAUUUCAUGGCUAUUCCUAUUCCUAUUCCUCUUAUUCCCUCUGUUUUCUCCCUGUUUCUUCUGUCCUGUGUUCUGUUUGAAAUCAUCGCCGGACAACCAACCAUAAACGAAACAACAGACAAGACAUGUCCAAAUAAUAUAAGUUGCGGGAGCCAUGGGAUUCUCAAAUUCCCUCUCACCAACUUCACCUAUCCCGGAUGCGGAUUGUGCUCGGUCGAUUGCUCAGAUGGAAAUCAUCGACCAAGAAUUCAAGUUCUGCCUACUUUAUCUUUAGAAUCUGAAGGGGAUUUGAACAAGGGAGAUUUCAUCGCCAUUAAUGAUUCAAAUCUGACUUCUUUGGUGACAAAUCAAGACUGUGGCUUUGUUGAUAGAUUUAUUGGUUUUCGAAGACCAUCAGAGCUACCCUCUUCUAAUUCUAGAUCAGGUUUGAUCUUUUCAUUCUUCCCCAACAUGACCGUCUUUAAAUGCUCUAAAAUCAAUGGUAGUCAAAGGGUUGAUCGGGAUAAUGAGUAUUUUGUCAAUUAUACUUUCCAUGAUUGCGAGAAUUACUUGAUCUAUUACAACUAUGGAGUUAGUAAGGUUCCAGAUAAAUGGCAUCCCACUUGCAGUUCACCCAUUUAUGUGCCUGUUGUAUCACCUUCGAAAGGGACAAACAUGUCUGAUCUCUUCUCCCUGUUGGCUUCUCGUUUCACUCUUGAAUUUCAUGUUUCCGAACGUUGUACAAACUGCUUCAAUUCUGGAGGCCGCAAUUGCCUCAAUGGGCAAGGUCAAUGCAUUAUUAGUAAUGACUCAAAAAAAGGACGGAAUAACCGAAUUAUAAUUAUCGGAACAGUUCUAUCGGGGAGCUUUGUAAUGGUUGGCAUUGUGAUUCUGAUAUUCUGUCAACGUAAAAGGUUGAAACUUUCAUCGUAUUUACCUUUUCUAAGGAACUCUUCAUCUAAUCCUUCUUCCAAGAGAGAUCUUGAAGGGGCUACUGAGUAUUUUGGAGCUUCUGUUUUCACUUAUGAAGAACUUGUAGAAGCUACCAAGAGUUUUGAUCCUUCUAAAGAAUUGGGAGAUGGAGGCUUUGGAACCGUUUAUCAUGGAAAACUAAGCGACGGAAGAGAAGUUGCGGUGAAGCGACUAUACGAGCACAACUACAAAAGAGUAAUGCAAUUCAUGAACGAAGUCCAAAUCCUCACCCGUCUCCGCCACCGAAACCUAGUCACGCUCUACGGUUGCACGUCGAGGCAUAGCCGAGAGUUACUCCUCGUUUACGAGUACAUAUGCAAUGGAACCGUCGCUGAUCACCUCAACGGACACCUAGCUGAAAAACACUUACUCACAUGGCCUGUCCGAAUGAACAUAGCCAUCGAAACCGCAGCCGCUUUGGCUUAUCUUCACCAUAGUGACAUCAUUCAUCGCGACGUCAAAACAACCAAUAUCCUCCUCGACACCAAUUUCUCAGUAAAGGUGGCGGAUUUCGGUCUCUCAAAAUCCCUACCCGAAAACGCCACCCAUGUCUCAACCGCUCCUCAAGGGACUCCCGGUUAUGUUGAUCCCGAGUACUACCAAUGUUACCAGCUGACUGAAAAGAGCGACGUUUACAGUUUUGGAGUCGUUCUUGUUGAGCUUAUCUCGUCCAUGCCUGCAGUUGACAUAGGCAGGCAUCGACACGAGAUAAACUUAUCGAAUUUGGCGAUAAACAAGAUUCAAAAUUGCGCGUUUGACGAUUUGAUCGAUUCAAGUCUCGGGUACAAAUGCGAUGUUAGUGUCAAGAGAAUGACUACUUCGGUGGCAGAGUUGGCUUUUCGGUGUUUACAAAAUGAGAAGGAUUUUAGGCCUACAAUGGAUGAAAUAGUGGAGAGUUUGAAGGAAAUUAGGGACUAUAUUGAUGAUGACAAAACCAAACAGGGACUAGAAGAGAUGAAAAUGCCUCCACCACCUUCGCCGGAGGGAGAUCAUAUUAAUCUGAUUAAAUCAUGUUAUCCGGGAUUGCCGGGGAUGUCUCCGAAUACUGUGACCGCAAAAUGGGUAAGUGGAUCAAGUAUCAAUUCAAGCUAAACUUAAUUUAUUAUCAAUUAUUUGACUUUAUAGGGAUGUAAAUAUAUAUAUUUUUGAGUUUAGUCUUUAUAUAUACAUAUCUUGUCAUUAAAAAACAAAAUGUCAACUUAAUUGUAAGACA